Musa acuminata AAA Group (dessert banana) is the source of this 786-nucleotide messenger RNA. Its product is annotated as dirigent protein 2-like. The record is from RefSeq and is a predicted model, not a curated record. NCBI's taxonomy places the organism in Eukaryota, Viridiplantae, Streptophyta, Magnoliopsida, Zingiberales, Musaceae. Bases 70 to 585 code for a protein of 171 amino acids. The transcript has a single exon.
UACGGCAUGCCUUAACAGUAUAAAGCGUAUGGGCCAUGUGGUAGCUUUGCCUCGUCUCCACUAAGUGCAAUGGCCUCAGCUACGACCAACUCCUGCCUCUUCUUCUUCCUUCUCGUCCUCGUCUCGGCAGUGGCUGCCUCCGCCGAUGACAAGUUCACCCACCUGCACUUCUACUUCCACGAGACGGACAGCGGGCCCAACGCAACGCUGGUGACGGCGGUGGAGCCUCCGAAGAACUCGACCACCUCAUUCGGCAGCAUCGUGGUGUACGACAACGUCCUCAGGGAGGGGGCCGACCCCGCCUCGGCGCUCAUCGGCAGGGCCCAGGGGAUCGGGGCCAUCUCGGCGCUCGACGGCGGGAGCGGGCUGGCGGCGAUGAACCUGGUGUUCACGACGGGGGAGUACAACGGGAGCACGCUGGCGUUGCUGGGGCGGUUCGUGGCCGGGGCCGUGUCAGAGCGCGGCAUCGUCGGCGGAAGCGGGCGCUUCCGCCUCGCUCGGGGCUUCUCGUUGAGCAAGGUCGUCAGCUCCACCGCCACAACGGCGGUUGCCGAGUUUGACGUUUACGUCACGCAUUAUUAUUGAGUUAGCUCAAGUCUCGCCAUCACCAUACGUAUUAUGAAUUACAAAUCUUCUUUUUUUUUAUGUGAACUUGUAAUAAAUUGCUCAUAAAAGAUGAACGACUCCGAGUUAAGCUGAUGUAUUGGACACCAAUUAAACUCGGAACCUUAGAUUCAUCCAGUUAUGAGUUAAUUCAACAUAUAUCAUAUUUACUCCAUUCAAUCA